CUAAAUUUAAAGUCGUCCAAAGAAUCAAAGCCAACAACAUUCUUGGAGCUCUGCGGUCUAGAAAGACUACAAACACUUUGUCAAGUUUCCUGGUCCUAAAGGCGGCGAUGGAUGCCAUAAGGUCGGCUGGAAGAGCUAUCAUUCGAAGUCCAAGUAUAGCGAAACGGUCUUGGAAUUCGGGCAAACAUAAAAAACUUCCUGAGAACUGGACAGACACGAGGGAGACUGUUGUAGAUGGCAUGACCUUUAACAUCCGCCACCUAGGCAUGACCCUGGUGGACCAGCCCAAAGGAGAGGACCUAUCAGCAGCCGCUGUCAAGAGGAUCGUUGCCACGGCCAAAGCGGGAGGUAAGAAGCCUCAGAAGGUGUCUCUGAAGGUUUCUCCUCAGGGUAUUAUGCUGUACGACAGUCUGACCAACCAGCUACUAGACAACGUCUCCAUAUACAGGAUAUCCUACUGCACGGCGGACAAGCUGCACGACAAGGUGUUUGCCUACAUCUCCCAGAACACCCUCAACGGAACACUGGAGUGCCACGCCUACCUCUGCUCCAAGAGGAAAGUGGCCCAGGCAGUGACUCUGACGGUAGCACAGGCCUUUAGAGUGGCCUUUGAGUUCUGGCAGGUUGCCAAAGAAAGUGUUCACCCCAGCUAUUGUCCAGAAGAGAAGCGGGUGAAGUCCGGCUCGGCUGGAGAAGCAACCAGCAGCCUGGCUAGUCUGAAAGGACGAGAUGUUGCCACGGGUAACCUGCUAGACCUGGAGGAACGGACUCAUGUUGCUGUGGUUCUGGAAACCAAUGGCAACGAGGAGUUCCAGGUGGACAACCGCACCGCUCCCGAGAACAUUGAAAACAACAACACUGUCUGGGAAAUUGAGGAAGACUUGGACGUGGCUUUUUCUAGACUGGCGGUGUCCCGUACUAACCCCCAGGUCCUGGACAUUGGGGUGACCCCCCAGGAUUGGCUGACAGAACCUGACUGGGCCAAUGGAAACACGUGCAACCAGAACACAUCGAACAAGAACGCCACCAAAGGAGAUGACUUCUUUGUCUUCUGAUUGACCACUGGAGGGCGACCGAGAGGCACAGCUUUUUGGUUCUUUGGCCCAAUCCCAAAUCAACCCAUAGGCCCUACGCUGGAGCUGUCAUCCUCUCAGGUCUCCACAAGUGCAUAGGACACAGGGUCUAGGAGUCGAUUUGAGAUUGGGCCAUAGAAGAGUUGAAGAGUUCCAUUCCAAACCGAUCCCUUGCCUCUGUCCUUAUUCCCUAGUUGACUCCCUCCCCCUUAUAGAUCUGAAAGGACUGCAUAGGUUGAGAGCUUUGGCUGAGAUUAUGUCAUAUUGCUUAAGUUUCAUCCAAGUUUUUAUAGAUCUACAUGGGGCCGCCAGGAAGAGUCUAUGGGUAGAGGCUAGGGAUUUGAUUUGGGACCCCCCCCACACACACACACACACACACACACACACACACACA
This is a messenger RNA of Coregonus clupeaformis (lake whitefish), 1467 nucleotides long. Its product is annotated as low density lipoprotein receptor adapter protein 1-A. Gene Ontology annotation, cellular component: early endosome. The record is from RefSeq and is a predicted model, not a curated record. The transcript is spliced from 9 exons. Bases 108 to 1055 code for a protein of 315 amino acids. Lineage: Eukaryota; Metazoa; Chordata; Actinopteri; Salmoniformes; Salmonidae.